GCUUCAGUCAGGAGGUCAUCACAAACAUGGCGUGGAGAGGAUGCGUAAUGAAAUGGGCCAAAACAGAGUUCAUUAGAUCCACCAACACUACUUCGCGUUCAUCCAGACUAAGCCCCCACAACCAACAGAGGUGCGGUUUCCGUAGGGAGGCCAAAAGAUCAGAAACGAAACAAGGAAAUGUCACCCAAGAAACAAAAGCUUCUCCCUCUGAGGCUGGCACACCAGGUCCUCCUCCUCGCCCCAAAGUCCCUAGGGCGACUCUUUUCAAACCUCUGAUGUUCACGGUUGGGUUUACAGGCUGCUCCUUUGGUGCGGCGGCCAUUCUGCAGUAUGAGACCCUCAAGUCAAAAGUUCAGUCUGCAAAAGAGGAAGAGAAGUCAGAAAAUUUAUCAGAGGGCUCCCAGGACAUGGCUUACUGGCAUGACUGGUGGAACCAGCUGUCUGGCUUCCAGCGGCAGCUCAUCCUCCUGAUGUCCUUGGUGGAUGACUUCUGGGGCAGCCUCACAGAAGGACAGAGAACAGUCACUGGUAUCAUUGCCGUAAAUGCUGUAGUCCUGUGUUGCUGGCGGAUACCGUUGAUGCAAAGAAGCAUGAUUAAGUACUUCACAUCCAACCCAGCUUCCAAAACAAAGUGCCUUCCCAUGAUCCUUUCCUCCUUCAGUCACUACUCCAUCUUCCACAUGGCUACCAACAUGUACGUCUUGUGGACAUUCUCCUCAGGAAUCGUAUCUCUUUUAGGAAAGGAGCAGUUUCUUGCAGUCUACAUGUCUGCUGGUGUGAUUUCUACUAUGGUCAGCUACAUGUGUAAAACAGCCACGGGACGUCUCUAUCCAUCAUUAGGAGCGUCAGGUGCUGUGAUGGCAGUACUGGCCGCAGUCUGUGCGAAAGUGCCAGAGGCCAAACUGGGCAUUAUCUUUCUCCCCAUGGUCACUUUCACCGCAGGCAAUGCUCUGAAGGCGCUCAUUACCAUAGAUGCAGCAGGGCUCAUGCUUGGAUGGCGGCUGUUCGACCACGCAGCUCACCUCGGAGGAGCUCUCUUUGGAAUAUGGUAUGUGGCAUACGGUCACAAACUGAUCUGGAGGAAAAGGGAGCCUUUUGUGAAGCUGUGGCAUGACAUGCGUUCUCUUGGUGGAUCCAGAGGCGGACCUGGAGCUGGUAGUGCUGGACCAGGACCACGAUGAGACUGCGUUGUCUCUGACCCUUUGUGCAAGAACCGGGGUUUGAAGUUACUUCAGGAUAUGCAAGGACAUUUUUUGCACCACCUAGGAUUUGGAUUUUAUUGUAUAUUAUUAAAUAUAGUUUUUCAUUGAGGAUUGGUAAUGAGCAUAAGCUCAUUUGAUGGAAUGAAGCGACCUCAAACUAAGAGCAGUUCAGACCUCACACCUUGUGUAUCAAUCCAGAUGUUUACUAUGUAGACUGAUACAGUGACAUCUCCUGCCCUGCAAGGACCUCCAGACCAAGUAAUGAAAAUAUCAUCACUCUCCUACCUCUGAACUGUCCUUACACACACAACCUUAAGCCUUCAUUUCGGCUUUUCCGGUUUGUUUGUAAAAUUGUAGAAGCCUGGAGAGGAAAAAAGUGAUGUGUGCUGAUACAAUUUAAUGACUAAAUGAUGCUGGAUUCUGUACAGUCCAUUGGACUGUUUUCAUGUUGCUAUUAAAACUGGAGUUUGAACAGUAAAAUUUAA
Messenger RNA from Labrus bergylta (ballan wrasse), 1687 nucleotides. RefSeq names its product presenilin associated, rhomboid-like a (gene parla). Gene Ontology annotation, molecular function: serine-type endopeptidase activity. Gene Ontology annotation, cellular component: membrane. NCBI's taxonomy places the organism in Eukaryota, Metazoa, Chordata, Actinopteri, Labriformes, Labridae. The record is from RefSeq and is a predicted model, not a curated record.